AUGACAAUCCUUUCAACUGUCUGUACUAAAUUACUUUGUACGAAUGCACAUCUCGGCCGUCGGGUAGCAGCUACCCAUUUGAAAGUCUAUAUCCGUGGUUUUAGAAAUGGAAUUGCUAUUCUCGAUUCAGACAAGACACUGAUUUGUUUACGAAACGCUAUUCAUUUUAUAGGAUCUCUCAUUCGUAAAAAAGGCCGUUCCUUCUUUUUAAAGACUAAUCAUUUCUUUAUAUAUUCGAUAAUGGAAAAAAUGUGGAGCUGUAUCAAUGAUUCUCAAUGGAAGAUCGGGGCUUUUUUGACCAAUUCUUAUGCUAAUCCUAAGAAAUUCCGUUCAAGAAAGAAUCAAAUCCAUUUUGGGUUGAACCAACAACCUGAUUGUGUGGUUAUUCUUCAUCCAGAUAGAAAGUCAUCGGUCAUACUGGAAGCUGAUCGAUCACUAAUACCUAUUGCAUCCUUAGUUGAUUCUACGAUCCCAUGCGAAUUCUAUAAAAGAAUCAAUUAUCCCAUCCCUGCGAAUGAUCCUAUACUGUUCGUAUAUCUAUUUCGUCAUUCGAUCACGAAAACAGUGAUUCUUGAACGGAAAAGAAUCAACAAGAAGCCUCGUUCCCAUUUCUCUUUUUGUACGGAGAAGUCCCCCGCUGGAAUAAUAAUCCACUCCAGAAAAGUGUCUUCUUGGACGGAGUUAGGAUCAGAACUUCUCCCUGUAGUGGCCAACUACUUGCAAAUUUAUAGCGAAGGUGCGGAGAGUGUACCGCAGCCACAAGGGGGGGCAGCUCAAGUAGUUCAGGGGACGCCAACGCCAGCCCCACAAGAGUGGACCACCCCCCUUGUGCCACCUUCUUGUUACUCGCUGACCGGGUAUGUGGAGGAUUGGGUUGCUUCCAAUCCUACUUUCAUGAGUGAUGUUUUAAAUUAUAAUACGGUGGGGCGGAGCUCUUUAGUUCACUCCUCUGGCUUUCCAGCAGCUUCAGGUAGCGGGCCCUCCCUUAACCCUGCUGGGGUCGAGGUAGUCGUCGAGCCUUCAAUUCAUCCGGCACCCACUGGGAACUUCCAGCUGGGCCCUCUCACAAAUCAAGAGGAGGAAAGGCUCAAAACAGCUUUAAACUAUAAAAAAGAAAUAGCUACUCUCUUGAAGAACAUCGCAAUACAUAAUGGAGAGAACUUCCAAAAUGAAACCCCCUACGAUCUAGCGGAGGCUUCCCUUAACUGGGAAGACUGCUUAUGCCCCGAAAGGCUGAGCCGAAUCAAAAAAAGCCUGGAAUUCCACCAACAGGAAUCUUCCUUUUAUAGACAGACGGUUAGGUGGGUCACAGCCGAAAGGCGGGUUAGGAGAGGGCAGCAAUGA
This is a messenger RNA of Sorghum bicolor (sorghum), 1344 nucleotides long. The record is from the annotation of a RefSeq genome assembly. Lineage: Eukaryota; Viridiplantae; Streptophyta; Magnoliopsida; Poales; Poaceae.